UUGAAAACUCCGUCGUACGAGAAAAUUAGGGGGAAAAUCGAAGUGUGCGUGCAAUCAAAAAGUGAAGCGAAAAUGUGCAUUGAUAGCACACGGAUGUGAAGUGAAUUAGUGUGUUAUUUGUGAUGGGGUUUAUGUGGGGUUGAUAGAUGGUGUUGAUAAUGAAGUGGGAAGGGCUUAAUGGGGAUUUGAUGAAGGGUUUUCUGUGUUUGUGAUAAUGGUUUUGUCAUGGUGUGCGUAAUGGAAUGCGUGCUGGAUUGAAACUCGAAACUCGCCGGAGGUAUGGUGUAACGCUCUUGUGACUCUUUUAGAAGAUGACCAGAGUAUCUUCUGCGGCGAACAAUGGCUCCGGAUGCGGAGGACUGCGAACAGGUGGAGCGGCUAAAUGGAGACUAUCAAGAGGUACCAGUUCAUCAGGGAAGACGGAUCCUGCCAGAAGAGCCGCCACCAGCGCAGGCCUGGGCCGAAAACGAGGAGUUGGGACUCGGGAACGAUAGCAGAACCAACAGCCCCGGGGAGAACCGACGACUCCUCGGAAGCAAACCCCUUCAGAAAUCCUCGUGCCGUCUUCAAGCUGGUCUCACUUUAGGAGUUUUGGUUGUCAAGAAACCAAAAUGUACGUCAGUCAAGUCCGGAUUAAAAACGCAAGCGAAAACGAAAUUCCAAAAGAGGAAAGAAAAGCUGAAAGACGUUUUAAGGCCUCCCUACUUCAUCAUUACCAUGCUGUUUCUCAAUGUGAUGGUUCACCUGUGCGCUCCAGAGGAAUGGCGCGCCAAGCUGGAGUGGGCGCCGGGCGCGUGGUGGAAGGAGCCCUGGAGGCUGCUCACGUACGGCCUCGUGCACAUGGGCACCACCCAUCUGGCGCUCAACGCACUCAUGGCACUGGCUGUUGGCUGGCGUCUCGAGUGCGAGCAAGGCUGGUUGCGCGUGGCCACGAUCUGGCUGGGAGGAGUGGCGGCAGGAGCGCUGGGGGCCGGAGCCCUGCAGCCGCAGGUGCGCGUGGUGGGAGCCUCCGCCGCUGUCUAUGCUUUAUUGACUGCGCAUCUGCCUAACGUGUGCCUUAGAUUCGGCCACAUCCCCCUUUGGUGGUUUCGGCCUCUGAGUGUGGUGGUGUUGGGCGUCUCCGAAGGCUGCUGGGCGCUGCUGCGCGUGCCUGGGCCGAAGGUGUCGUACAACCACGUGGCGUGGGCCGCGCAUGCGCUGGGCGCCGCCGUCGGAGUUCCCCUGGCUUUCCUCGUAUUUACAGGAGAGAAUUCGCCCAAACGAAGUAUAACAGUGUGUAGACUAUCAUCGAUCCUUCUGCUCGCAUCAGGCUUGUGCGCUUCUGUCGUUCAUUACGUGUACUGGUACAAGAUCGACCCAUGGACUUGACGAGAGAGGGGGUGAAGUUUAGGAUCCAUUGAUUUUGACUCCCUUCGUGAGAGUAAGGAGACCACCAAGGGAGGCUCGAUUACUUUCGACGUAGCUACAAAAAUAGCUCGAAGAAUCGGUGCCUUGCAAUUAAGGCCGUGAGAAUUAUUGUAAUCCGUUCCGAAUUGAAUUCGAAUGCGAUGUAAUUCCAAAAAGCUAGUUUCGAAAAACCAAAUAUGUAAGAAUAAGGAAAACUAAGUAACCUAACCGGGUGUCUUAAGUAGUUACCAAUAAAAUGAAUUCGAAAACAAGACUGCCAAUAUUAUGAUCCACGCAACAGAGAAAGGAUUUCAAAUACGGAAAAUAAAAUCUAGAGAACUGUAAGUGAUUAUUUGGGUGUUUUGUGAGAACAUGAAAAAAGUUUGAACCAAAAUGAUUGUGAUGAUCAAAUCUGAGCUUAAACUUAAUUAAUUAAUGUGAAGUAAAAACAACGAUAUGCACAAAAGUCUUCCAGAAAAUGUAAUGAAAUUGAAAUACUCUAAACAUUAUAUUAACGGACUUGUACUUAAACAUUUUAGUACUGUGCUUUUUACUGAUGUCAAACUAACCAAAGUGAUUUUAAUAGAUUUAAGGAUAAUUUUAUUUUAAUUACUUAAUGUUGUACAAGUUUGUGAUAUAAAUAUCAUUUAUAGUUCUUAAUCCAUGGGUAAUUUUACUGCAAAAAUAUUGUUCAUUAAAUAUUUUGUGAAAAUAUCUCAUAAAAACAUUAAGGCCAGUGUGUGCCAGAUUAUAAUUUCGGUACCUACUUAGUGAUUCUUAUGCAUAUUAUAAUUAUCUGCCGUGCUUUUUAAUUUUACUUUUUUUCUAAUUUCUAUGAAAUUAUUAGGUAAGUUUCAGUCGUUUUGUAUCAAAACAUUUUAAAUUGUUAUGGUUAACUAACUAAGUACACUAUGUGAUAAUAAUCAUUUUUCCCUACAUGUCUAUUUUAUGAAAGAAUUUCGAGGAAUUGCUGAUGUCGGAGCUAGGUAGAUAUUUGAUGCAUACGUGAGGUAAUCAAGUAGGUAACAAAAAUUUAAAAUGUAAUUUUUAAUUCUGUACUUAUCUGAAUAAAAAAUAUGUUCGUACCUAGUUGUGAUAAUAAUGUAAAACUGCAACCACGGACAACCAAAGAGAUUCAUAAUCUAGUCCAAUUUUAUGAUGUUUUUGAAAUUGUUAAGUUUCUUUAACUAAACAGUGUAUUAUAAGUAGAAUGAUAAAUUAAAUUUUGUAUUGCAUAUCAAUAAUUGUUUACUGUUUUAAAUAACAUGUAUAUUCCGUAGGAGUUAACGAAGCUUUUAUAUCAGCUGUAUACAGUCUUUAAUGUUACCCAUUGUCAUUUAGGGAUUCAAAUGAUACCUUCUGAAGUGUUCGUAGUCUAAGGAUAUACUUACUUACUUAAUUAAAAUUACCUUGUUCCAAAAUUUUACAAUGUUCAAUUUACGUUGAAGUUCUGAUGUUGAAACCUUUCACUUUUAUAUAAAUACCUAUUCUUUAUAAAGUUCGUAUGUUGGCAACAUUAUUGUGAUAUGUUGUUAAUAAAAGUCAUUUUUGUAC
Molecule: messenger RNA, 2940 nt
Organism: Maniola jurtina (meadow brown)
Lineage: Eukaryota; Metazoa; Arthropoda; Insecta; Lepidoptera; Nymphalidae
Product: rhomboid-related protein 2-like
Exons: 7
Coding region: 340-1368 (342 amino acids)
Cellular component (GO): membrane
Molecular function (GO): serine-type endopeptidase activity
Source: RefSeq, a predicted model, not a curated record